This is a messenger RNA of Lachancea lanzarotensis, 1884 nucleotides long. RefSeq names its product LALA0S15e00386g1_1. The coding region runs from base 1 to 1884 and encodes 627 amino acids. Gene Ontology annotation, biological process: translational initiation. The record is from RefSeq and is a predicted model, not a curated record. Gene Ontology annotation, cellular component: cytosolic small ribosomal subunit. Gene Ontology annotation, molecular function: ribosome binding; translation initiation factor activity; protein binding. The transcript has a single exon. Lineage: Eukaryota; Fungi; Ascomycota; Saccharomycetes; Saccharomycetales; Saccharomycetaceae.
AUGUCGACCCAGUUUUUCGCGAAAACUUCGACAGAAAUCAAUUUGUUCCAAGGAUACCCUUCGUUCGAUCAAUUGACAAGAGAUGAAGCUGAAAAAAUCCAAGUUUCUCUAUUGUCGCCAUGCGGACGAUUCAUGGCUCUUUCUACUACAGAAACGGUUCAAGUAUUCACAGGGGUUGAGUUUUCACAACUGUUGUUGAAUGUAAAUCUCAAAGACGUUUAUGACCUACAUUUUUCACCAUCGGGCAACUUUUUAAGCACUUGGGAAAGACCAUCCAUUAGUGAACCAGAUCAUAAAAACGUGAAAAUUUGGGAACUGAAUUUGGAAACGCCUCCAGAUUCGGCCAGAUAUGCAUACCAGGCCAAGGUGCAAAAUGGCUGGGCUUUGCAGUUCAGUAAGCUCGACAAUUUUGCCCUGAAGCAGUUUGGCAAAGAAGUCAGGAUCGUGAAAAUCGACAUACACGAUGCUAAUGCUACGUUUAAUUUUGACAAACCUUAUAGCAAACUUGUGCCAGAACAGCAAAUCUCGAGUUUUCUUAUUUCACCUUCAGAAUUCCCUACGAUUUGUACUUUCUCACCAGAAAAAUCCGGCAAACCAGCGAUUCUGAGCAUAUACUCUAUUACAGAAGGCGUUUCUGACAAAAAAAUCGCAACAAAGACUUUUUUCAAGGCAGACUCGUGCCAAUUGAAGUGGAAUUUGCAAGGUAACGCGGUUCUGUGCAUGGCCAUCACUGAUUUCGAUUCUUCAAACAAAUCGUAUUACGGCGAAAACACCCUAUACCUAUUGUCAUUCCAAGGUGCCAAUGGAACUCUAGGUGGUAAGUCGGUCCGUGUGCCGCUAUCUAAAGAGGGUCCUAUUCAUGACUUUACUUGGUCCCCGACUUCGAGACAAUUCGGUGUCAUAUACGGCUACAUGCCCGCUACCAUCACUUUUUUUGACCUCAAGGGCAACGUUGUGCAUUCCCUACCAGAACAACCGAAAAACACCAUGCUUUUUUCACCAUCUGGUAGGUAUAUUUUGAUAGCAGGGUUUGGAAAUCUACAAGGCUCGGUUGAGGUUUUGGAUCGCCACGACAAGUUCAAGUGCAUUACCAAGUUUGACGCUGCAAACACUUCUGUUUGCAAAUGGUCACCGGGAGGCGAGUUCAUUUUGACUGCAACUACUUCUCCAAGACUGAGAGUAGAUAACGGACUCAAAAUUUGGCAUGUCAGUGGCACCUUGUGUUUUGUGAAAGAAUACAAGGAACUAUUGAAGGUCGACUGGAGACACCAUGUUUCCUCUAAACUGGCCGCAAGCCAUGUCCUCAAAAGCGGCGAGGAAUCCAUCAGCGAUCCUUUCUCGGACCCCAAGCUAGGCAAGAUCGAGGUGCAGGUUCACUCUUCGGCUACCGAUUAUAUUGCUAAACGUCAAAAGAACGGGUCCACCAGCGGAGCCGCCACCAAGCCCACUGGAGCUUACAGACCACCCCAUGCGAGAAGAGCAGGCGGCGCUCCAUCGGUUCCAGGUGCUGCUAUCAGACCUGCCAAGGUCAUCCCGGGUAUGAGCGCGUCAGUGCCUGGAGCUUCUGGUAAGGACUCCAAGACUGCGGCCAAGAACAAGAAAAAAAGAGAGAGCAAAAGAACUGAAGCUUCGCCAGGUGCAGGAGAAAUAACACCUGCAGAUUCGUCGACCGAGUCAGCCGCACAGCCCAAGGUGAACAAAGAGGCUUCGCCGGAAGAGAAAAAAAUUCGCUCACUUUUGAAAAAGUUGAGAGCCAUAGAAGCUUUGAAACUCAAACAAGCAUCUGGAGAACCUUUAGAAGAUACUCAAAUUCUCAAGAUUCAGUCUGAGGACAAGAUCUCCGAAGAGCUCGAGUUUUUGGGCUGGAAAGAUGACAACGCCUAA